Letharia columbiana is the source of this 234-nucleotide messenger RNA. RefSeq lists its product as uncharacterized. The transcript has 2 exons. The coding region runs from base 1 to 234 and encodes 77 amino acids. The record is from RefSeq and is a predicted model, not a curated record. NCBI's taxonomy places the organism in Eukaryota, Fungi, Ascomycota, Lecanoromycetes, Lecanorales, Parmeliaceae.
AUGUCCUUCGGAAUCUCCGUCGGCGAAUCCAUCGCGGCCGAACAUCAAGAGCUCCUCUUCGAGCUGAACGGACUACAGCGUGCGCUUGAUGAGAUUGCACAUCUGCAAGCUGAUCCCCAGCAAGAGACUGAAGUGAAUGCUGUCAAAGUCCCUGCUCUUACGACACAUCAUCGGUUGGAUGAUUUGGCAGGGAAGUUGAGGAGGUACGAGAGUGUCCAAAUUAUGGCGGCUUAA